CGGGCGGCCGGACCCCGCAGCGGCUGCACCCCGGUCACGAGCGUUCCAGGCCUCGAGCAAGGCCGCUAGCGGCGGGCUCGGCGCCGUCGGGGUGCGGCGCCCGGGAACGUUUCCCCAGGGCGGCGGGAGUUCGGCCGGGGUGACGGCGGGAGUCCGGCCGGGUGACGGCGGCAGCCGCGGAAUCACGUGCGUCGGCGGCGGGCUCGCCAUGGCGCGGGCGACACAGUGCUUGUGAAACUGAACACAGCAACAGUAUGGAUAUGGGCAACCAACAUCCUUCUAUUACUAGGCUUCAGGAAAUCCAAAAGGAAGUAAAAAGUAUAGAACAGCAAGUCAUUGGCUUCAGUGGUCUGCCAGAUGACAAGAAUUACAAGAAACUGGAGAGGAUUCUGACAAAACAACUUUUUGAAAUAGACUCUGUAGACACUGAAGGAAAAGGAGAAGUCCAGCAAGCCAGGAAGAGAGCAGCGCAAGAGACAGAGCGUCUUCUCAAAGAGCUGGAGCAGAAUGCGAACCACCCACACCGGAUCGAAAUACAGAACAUCUUUAAGGAAGCCCAGUCCCUCGUGAAGGAAAACAUCGUGCCAUUUUAUAGCGGCGGCAACUGCGUAACUGAUGAAUUUGAAGAAGCCAUCCAAGAUAUCAUUCUGAGGCUGACACAUGUUAAAACUGGAGGGAAGAUCUCCUUGCGCAAAGCAAGGUAUCACACUUUGACCAAACUCUGUGCGGUGCAGGAGAUUAUCGAAGACUGCAUGAAGGGGCAGCCUUCCCUGCCGCUCUCGGAGGACGUGCACCCUUCAGUUGCCAGAAUCAACUCCGUGAUGUGUGAAGUGAACAAAGCCAGAGGCACCCUGAUCGCGCUGCUCACAGGAGUGAGCAGCAACGAGACCUGCAGGCACCUCUCUUGUGUGCUCUCAGGGCUGAUGGCCGAUCUGGACGCGUUAGAUGUGUGCGGACACACAGAAAUCAGAAAUUACCGAAGGGAGGUAGUAGAGGAUAUUAACAAAUUACUGAAAUACUUGGAUUUAGAAGAGGAAGCAGAUACUACCUACGCAUUUGACCUGGGACAGAAUCAUUCAAUUUUAAAAAUAGAGAAGGUCCUCAAGAGAAUGAGAGACAUAAAAAAUGAACUUAUUCAAGCACAAAAUCCUGAGUUGUACCUGAGCUCCAAAACGGAAUUGCAGGGUUUGAUUGGACAGUUGGAUGAGGUAAGUGCUGAAAAGAACCCGUGCAUCCGGGAAGCCAGGAGACGAGCGGUGAUUGAGGUGCAGACCCUCAUCACUUACAUCGACCUGAAGGAAGCCCUCGGGAAAAGGAGGCUGCGUGCUUGUGACGAGCCCCCAUCGCAUAAGGCGGUCUGGGACAUUCUUGGAAACUUGUCCGAGAUCCAGGGAGAAGUUCUUUCUUUUGAUGGAAACCGAACCGAUAGGAACUACGCCCGGCUGGAGGAGCUGCUCACCAAGCAGCUGCUGGCCCUGGAUGCUGUCGACCCGCAGGGGGAGGAGCGGAGCAAAGCCGCCCGGAAGCAGGCGGUGGAGCUCGCCCAGAACGCCCUCGGCCACCUCGACCUCAAGUCCGAUGGCUGGGAGUACUGAGCCGCGGCGCUCGGGGCGGCGGCUGUCAUUCUGCGCCUUCCAUGUACUUCCGUGUGUUUGUAGAGAGCUUUCAGGGCAUCGAGCCCGAAUGCGGUGGCUACGAGAUAGCUCGGUCAGUACUGAUGGUUUAAGCAAGUUUAUAUUCAGUAUCUUUUGAUAGUGCGAAACAGAUAUUAUAGCACAUUAACUUUUCCAUUUGGAUCAUUAUCUGUAUGUUGUGUGGGGUUUUUUUUGUUUGUUUUUUAAUCAGAAAAUGGAAUGGGCAGCUUUUGUAAUUUUUAAGUGGGCUGUGCAAGCAUUAAAAUGCAUCUAUUUUAGGAUCUAGGAGUAGACAUAACCUCACGUGGUACUAGGACUGUCGUGAGGAAGGGGAGCACCUCGGUCAGGCGACGUGGGGCCCACGCACACGACCUGAGAGAGGCGGAGGCCCUUCUCUCGCACCCCUGAGGCUGGUCCCGCCCGGUCUGACCGCAGGCCGUCGUUCCUGUCCCGGUGGUCUGCACAUUCGCGAGCAGUUUUUGUAUGAAAACCGGUGUCUGUAUUAACUCCCAAACUCUGCGUUUAGAGGGAUGAAUCUUAUUUUUAUGUGGGACAUUAAGAAAAUUAUGAAAAUUAGCAGCAAAGAAACCGCCGAGACUGCACUGAAGAAGGGAUGAAACACCAGCUGACAGCCUCAAGUUGUUUUUGUUUGUAAAAUCUGAACUUACAAUUCCUUAGUAAUUAGUAAGGAUGGGAACUUGUAAAUGAAGUUAAUGAACCCUUAAAAAAAAAAAAAAGACGUCGUAUCUGUAGUAGGAUAAUGAAAAUUGGCGAUUAGUUACCAAUGUCAGGUUAUGCUAAAGAGGAACAAAAAUGUCUGAAAUGUGGCAUAUGAUGGGCUUCCGUCAUUCAAGGCUGUUAACCGUCAAAGCAAACACCCUGGUGCCGCUCUGCAGUGAGGAGAGCAGGAGCCGUCGCGGCCCCAGGACCGGGUCUUCGUGGCUUCCAGAGGAAGUCGGCGGGCGGCCGCUGGCGCCUUCAGCCGUCCCUCUGGGACCAAGCCGAGGGCUGCCGGGCCCCUGCUGUGCCGCGGGCUCGCGGGGGCGCCUCCUGCGCCUGAGAGCCGGCACAGGCUACCAGUGCAACGUUUCUUCUACUAAAGGGUAUGCAUGUUUCUGUAAAUAUUUUCGGGAAAUUCAAUUUUAUGGUUGCCUGUUAAUGUGAAAAAAGAAUGUCCCUGAUUUCUGAAGUGCCUUGAUACCGUGUUGGUCCCAGGACUGCAACUACCAGAUUCCUCUCCAUCACGACUCGCACAGAACCGCGAGAGUACGUCUUUUGAACUCUGUAGUAAUGUUUUCUUCCUGAGAUGCGAAUUUGCAUAAACAGCUGAAAGUAAGAUAAAGGAAUAGCCCUGGUACCUGAAAGAUAGUAAAAGUGUGGCCCUAAACACAUUUUCACUUUGUCCCAGAACCGCCCGAUAAUUAAGAGCCCUUUGCUAUAUCUUUGCUACCAGAAGUGUUCUAGGUGCACUGGAUAGUGGGGUUGGGGGGCAGUUGGACUUUGGGAAGUGAGCCCCCCCACAUCUGUACAUCCAGCCCCCGCAGCUGGGGCCUCUCUCAGUGCACGUCCUUGUGGCCAAAGUCACAUUGGGAUUCGUUUUCUGUACGGUAAUUUUAGGGUGCUCUCCCAGUCCUGAAGGGUUCUGAUUCAAGCACUGCCUCAGUCAUACAGCUGGGAGGUCAAAGCUGUGCUGACCUCAGGCCUGUCCCGCAGGCUCUACUUCAUUCUCAACUUCAGAUUUGAAAGUCAGAGCAUUUCCUUUAGAAGUAUCCAUUCUUGGCAAACAGGUCUUCCGCGACCUUUCUCCGUAGCUUCUGUAAAGAUGCCCUUACUGCCAUCUGCCAGCCCUGUGAGCUGGGGCUAGACACCCCCGGUCAGCUGGAUUGCUCAUCCAUACCUUGGUCAUCAAGAUGAUCGAAUCAGCCUUGAGUGACCGGAAAGACCUGACAUUUUCAGGCUGUUCCAGCGCCCUGUACCUGCUUGCUCUACCCCGUGAUGAGCCCUGGUGACACCUGAGGUAGUUUUUACCCCCCAUCAUUGGGAGCUUCUUGUCUGUGUUAAUAUGGGCAGCCACCUGUAAUUUUAAAAUCAGGCUUAUAACAUUGUAUCAUGUUUUUAUGCUCCUGAUAUGAAGAGAAUCUGUAAUAGAAGUAAAACCUACCCCCUAAAAAUGUUUGGCCGUGGGUCUGCAUUAAAUGGUAUAAUCCGUGUUCAUGGAAAAAAAUGGCUGGGAAUGUUUGCUUUCUUCCCCUACAUUCAGUCAGCAUUGCUUUCAGAUCACCAUCCCGAGAGUCAGUCACCCUAUAAUGAAGUCGGUAUGAAAAUAAAUUAAUGAAUAUGUCUACUAAGUACAGUUUAAUGCUUUAUUUUACUAAAAUGCCUUGGUUUAUUAUAAUUUAGUAUGUUUGUUUUUCUGAUUUGUUUUACUUUGCCAAUUUUUACCUAAUGUUUGAGGGUCUAAGCUUAUCCUGUACAUGCAGGGAUUUUUAAGCAAAACUUUCUAGCUUUGACCUCGCCUGGUAUUUUUCUCUUAAGAAUAAUUGGAGAAACACUUGCCAUUGAUUUUGAUGUAUAAUCCAGCUGUGUCACCCGUGUGGCAGUUCCUGUCCCCUCAGUUGUUUGACUGUUGUAAUAGUAUGUCAAUUUGGUACGAUUUUUAAAUAUACACAUUAGUAUACCCUUAAUUACUAAUGAAAUAAAACCUCUUAGCUUAUCUUUGCUGUGGCGAAAG
Messenger RNA from Manis pentadactyla (Chinese pangolin), 4365 nucleotides. RefSeq names its product BAG cochaperone 5 (gene BAG5). Gene Ontology annotation, molecular function: adenyl-nucleotide exchange factor activity; protein-folding chaperone binding. The transcript has 2 exons. Gene Ontology annotation, biological process: negative regulation of protein ubiquitination; protein stabilization; regulation of inclusion body assembly. The record is from RefSeq and is a predicted model, not a curated record. The coding region runs from base 255 to 1595 and encodes 446 amino acids. Gene Ontology annotation, cellular component: membrane; cytoplasm; nucleus. NCBI's taxonomy places the organism in Eukaryota, Metazoa, Chordata, Mammalia, Pholidota, Manidae.